Messenger RNA from Mycena citricolor, 4106 nucleotides. The record is from the annotation of a GenBank genome assembly. Lineage: Eukaryota; Fungi; Basidiomycota; Agaricomycetes; Agaricales; Mycenaceae.
AUGUUAGCUGCCGCUUCUAAUACGCAUUGGAGGCCGACUGGGACACACAAAGCGCUUUGUCGCGCCCUCAAGAAACUCGAGAAGGAGAACCCUCAAAUACCUCCAAUAGAGAUUCCGCGCACUGAGCCCAUCCUGGAUCCUGGCCAGCUGGCCAGCUUGUGCGACAGCCACGAUCAGAAUAUGCGCGAGGUGAUUGAGCGGACCAUGGGCCGGGCGCUGGAGAUGCAUGAGCGGUCGAUAAUCGAAUGGGAGCCCCGAUGUCUCGUCUGCCCACGUACUGAUCAACUGCUACGCUUCGAGACCGGCUUAUCGGGGAGCGCCGCGCCACGCCUCAUACCAUGCCCCCAAUGCAAUCUGAGCUUCUGCUGCUCGGAUGCACACUGGGCCGCUGCUCAGCAACUUCACCACACCUCGUCCCAGUGCGAACUCAAUCACCAGGUGCGCGCCGACGUUGUGUUUGAGGUGGCGAUGGCUUCUUCAGGGCGGGACCCUCGCGGUGCUUUCAUCUGGGCGCCUACUCGCCUUUCCACUCACUUUGUCUCACUACUUGGAAGCACUGGACCCAAUCGGACCGUGGAUCCGGGCAAUGUCUGUUCAUUUGGCGAUGCCCAUGCGAUCUUGCAUGCGCUUGAGAAGUUGAAUGAGAGAAGCCUGGCAUGGACAAGGAAGGACCUGUUGACUGUCCACGUCAUGGGCGCAACCUCAAACGAAAUUGCAGCCGACAGGACUUUCGAGGAAAUCUUGCACAGAUUGCCCGAUGUGCAAACCUUGAAGCUCGUUUUCUGUGGUCCAGACAUGGCAGACAGUGGUCGAGUGUCAACCGCCAAGACCUGCACGUAAGUCCGUGGGAUCUGCAUGUGCUAUCAGUGUCCGACAUAUCUAUGAAGUGACUGUUCUAGCCGAGGCCGACAGCGGGUGAACGAAUUUCAGAAUCAGUAUGUUCUGCGCAGCCUACAAGAUAUAUGAUGCUCAGAGCUAGUAGCGCAUACCGUGACUACAUGCGCCAAUCAAAAUUCUCUCCUCCAGACCUCGCGAUAGCAUACAACUCCAGUGCGACUCAAGGUCCCCCGGAAACAUGGUCCGAAACCCUGGCCAUGCUUAUCGCCCAGCGGGUACCAUCCGUGUUUCUCGUCAGUCAUCAGCUUCUUCAGGAAUGUUCGUGACAUGCGUUCGACAGGCAUCUGACCGAGAGGAAGCGGAGACGAUAUCCAGAUUCCUUUUCUCACCGUCCGGGGCGCGGUUGAUCCCUGGCCUGGGGCCAGAUCCGUGGGGCAGCACGCGAGUUUUUCCACAGUCAGUCCGCCCAUUCGGCUUCUACGCGUCGAAUGCGUGGUUUGUAGGCGGUUUCCGCGGACCUUGAGAAUGGAAACCCGCCAAGAAUUGCACGUGAUUUCCAAAUGCAUGAGUCUUUUGUGCACCAGUCCGCUGGCCGUUUGUACAGCUACGCAUCUCCUCUGUUUUGCGCCGAAUGACAGUCUUCGAAGUUCAAUCUGAGCAAGUGGGAAGCGAGCGAAGGCGCAUCAAUCUGUGAUAGCUGGCGGAGUGGAGUAGGUCAAGAGCGGGGAAAUGGCGGGUGAUGAUUUCGCCACUGAUAUGGCAGCAUUUCGCGUGGUUUGGAGAGGUCAAAUUACACGCUCGGUGCUCUCGGAGAAGAGCGUAAUCCUGCCGCAUUUUGCCUGGUCUCGACUUCAUCUUCACUCUAGAUCUUACCUGGUGGUUUUACUUGGUGGUGUCCUUCUCACAAGAACACGAGAUAGAGGAAGCUAGUUUGGAGCAAAUGGAAGCUAUUCAAGUCUUGAGCUGUGCUGUGCCUGGCCGCAGAUGGCGUAGAAUCAGGCCCGACUACGAGAUGCAAGUACUUGGGAAGGCACUCUACAUGUAUGUUUGGAGCAGAUGAAGAUGAAGUGAGGAUCUUGGGUGGAGGCGCUUUGCGCGAGUAGACAGCGAAGAUCGUGUUUGGGAAUGCUGGACCGACACUUGGCGGUCCACUCUACAUGCGCGAUGUACAUAUGAUACGAGAACGAAGAUAGCGAGAUGAUAUAAGUGUCGGCCGACGAAGAUGUUGAUAUUAGCAGAGAAAGGGGAGACCACAGAGUGGAAGGGAUCAGGAUGUCGGAAUGCUUCGGUCUAGGAUCCGACUCGGUUGCUAACGCCUAGCAAGCACGCACCAACAAUCUUUGUGACCAAAUCUUUUGCAUGAAUGCGCUUCUGACUUCUCUUCAAGUUCUCCAACACGUACUCCACGCAUAAUGGAUCCAGACUGACUUCGACACAUCGAUCUCGGGCGGCGUCGUGGUUUUGGAAAGAGUAGUCACAGAGUUCGUUUGAUGCCAUGAUCCUCCCUGGUAAACACUGCGAAACAGCCAAAUGACUCCAAGGUUGAUUUCUGACGCCCAAGACUUGUGGUUCUCUAGCCCUGACUGAAAACAACAUGAACAUUUUCAACCAUCUUCGGGGUCUUUUCGCCAUGGCUGAGGAGCUUAGAUUCGGGCCGGAAUGUUAUCUGAUAGUUAAUAGACCUGCCUCGAUUGCUCAUCGGGAUUACACAUUCAUCCCCGCCCCUCAGAACUUGCGCUGUCACCGCUAACCGCGGGCAGGCGCAACUUCCUGCCGACCUCGGACUCAAAACGCCCCGAUGGAUCAAGAACUGCCCCCACGCUUGUUUCGCCAUGGCAAAAACAGGAAGUGCUGUCAGAGAUCUUCGUUGAAGUUGACGCAGAUUCAUUCAGAGCUUCGGCCUAUGAGCCGAAAGAGUUCCGACUCGAGACAGACUUCGCGCAGGGUGCACAAGCAAAACUUCUAUAGCGCUCAAGAACUGACCAGAAAACUCAUUCCGCUUGCUGAAUGAGUGCUCGAGGAGUCGAGAUAAUGGAUGCCGGACAGGACCACUCUCCAAAAAAAGAAAUGGAAUACAAUGAGCAGCACGAAACGAAGCCGGAGAAUUGUUGAUGGGUGCUCCAUAGGCAGUCUGGCCGUGUCCCAGAACCGUAGAACUCUCUUGGCUCAAUCCGAGGAUCGUGCCGAGAGCCCGCCUGGGAUUCUGCUGACGUUGAGGAGAUCGCGGCAGACAUAGGGCACUUCCGCUCGUUCAACUAUAAAAACGGAGACAAGCUCAGCACUGAACAUCGCAUCUCAGUACUACGAGUCAAGCAUUCAUCCAUGGCAGCUCCACAGCAACAGCAUCCCGCGACCGUCAAGGUUCUAGGAUUCGGUGUGUCCCGCACUGGAACAUCCUGUGAGCGUCGUUGCGGAUGGCCAACACCACUACCGACUGACUGCGUACAGCGAUGAGAUCUGCCCUUCAUGUGCUCGGAUACGAGCCAACCAACCAUGGUUUUGAUCUUUUUGACGAGGCCGAAGUCAUGCACCAGUGGAUUCGGGCCUUGGAGGCCAAAUACUACGGGAUCGGCAAACCCCUCGACGCAGAUGAGUGGCGCCAGUUUUUGGGUCAAUUUCAGGCAGGCAAAUCCGAGUAGGAACUGUUUGCUUUUCACUAACUUGCACGAAUUGCAGGGCGUCACCGACAUCCCCCACUACCUCUUCGUCGAGGAGCUGCUUGCUGCGUACCCCGACGCAAAGGCGCCUGUCACCUACCGCGACCCGAAAGAGUGGUGGAAGUCGUUCGCAUCGACCGUCCUGAAAGUGUGCGAGCCGGUGACCACCUCCGUUCACGCGUCUCCCGACGAGUCGCUCCAGGUCCUCCGUGCGCGCCUCUGCAGCAUGUGCUUCGCGGCGCUGUUCAAAAUGCGUCCGGAAAACAUGCAGCAGGAAAACAUCACCGAGGAGAUCGCGAUCGCGGCCUUUGAAGCCCACUACGAGUAUCUCCGCGCCGUCGUGCCGAAGGAUCGCCUGUUGAUCUUCAGCGUCAAGGAGGGAUGGGCCCCGCUGUGCGCGUUCUUGGAGAAGGAAAUCCCUGCCACGCCCUUCCCGCGCAUCAACGACACGGACCAAUUCAUCGCCGUGUUCCCUGACAUCUUGAAGAACGGCAGACAGAUUAAGUAAGAGUAGUAGACAGACAAGAAAGAGAGGCACGAAUUGUUUUUUAUGAAGCAGUUGUGCCUCAGAUAUAAGUAGCGAGAAGAUUUGCAAUGAAAACUAGACCCAGG